Passer montanus (Eurasian tree sparrow) is the source of this 543-nucleotide messenger RNA. RefSeq names its product coiled-coil domain containing 130 (gene YJU2B). The coding region runs from base 1 to 528 and encodes 175 amino acids. Gene Ontology annotation, biological process: mRNA splicing, via spliceosome. The transcript is spliced from 4 exons. Lineage: Eukaryota; Metazoa; Chordata; Aves; Passeriformes; Passeridae. Gene Ontology annotation, cellular component: post-mRNA release spliceosomal complex; U2-type spliceosomal complex. The record is from RefSeq and is a predicted model, not a curated record.
AUGCCCUUCAACAUCUGGUGCGACGGCUGCCAGAACCACAUCGGCAUGGGGGUCAGGUACAACGCUGAGAAGAAGAAGGUGGGGAAUUACUACACCACACCUGUGUACAGGUUCAGGAUGAAGUGCCACCUGUGCGUGAACCACAUCGAGCUGCAGACGGACCCCGGGAACUGCGACUACGUCAUCGUCAGCGGCGCGCGGCGCAAGGAGGAGCGCUGGGAGCCCGGGGACUGCGGCCAGGUGCUGCCCGACGCCCCGGAGCAGCAGCAGCGCCUGGCCACGGACGCCAUGUUCCGCCUGGAGCACGGCGUGUCCGACCGGGGGGUCCUGGAGCGCGCCGCCCCCACCCUGACGCGCCUGCAGGAGGCCCAGAGCGCCUGGAAGGACGACUUCGGCCUCAACAGCCGCCUCAGGAGGAGGUUCCGGGUCAGUGCGGGGUCUGGGGACCCCCGAAUCCACAAAAAACCACCCCCAAAUCCACGAGAAAACACCCCCAAAUCCACGAGAAAACACCCCCAAAUCCACUAGGAAACACCCCAAAAU